Messenger RNA from Spizellomyces punctatus DAOM BR117, 2552 nucleotides. RefSeq lists its product as uncharacterized. The record is from RefSeq and is a predicted model, not a curated record. The coding region runs from base 85 to 2439 and encodes 784 amino acids. NCBI's taxonomy places the organism in Eukaryota, Fungi, Chytridiomycota, Chytridiomycetes, Spizellomycetales, Spizellomycetaceae. The transcript has 5 exons.
GGCAAGGCCAGUCUUGUCAAUAAGUUACCUUCUAUGCAAUUUGUAUACGUUUUAUACUAGUGAAGACGGCGGACACGCUGGCACAUGCACCUCCUCAAAAAGUCCUCCAGGAGAAGGGCUCGCUACGCUGUCCGGGAAACAUCGCUCCCACCUCAUGAGCAGGGUGUUGCCAUUGCAGCGCAAGCAUGGGGCCCUCUCGAAACCCUCCUUCAAAUGUACCGAGGGCGAACGUUACCUCCGUAUGUAGAAGUGGAUGGCCUCUUAGCACGCUUCCACUCGACGUUGACUGACAUCCCAGAGACUGUGAGCCCUGGUGGGAAGCGAGUUGUAGUCCAGUGUAGGGGCCUGUUGGUCGCUUUACGCAAGUAUUUUGCAGAAAAGACUAGAGAUGAUUUAUUGAGGACGUGUUUGGAGAUGAUAAAGGAGCUGGGAAAGGACUUAUUGAACGAGACAAUUGCAGUGGUGGAAUCUGAAACGUUGCGGUGCAGCGUUGAUACUAGGAGCUCUGCGCGCCCGGGGCAUGACCGGCCUGAGAGCUUGUUUUCUGCCGGCUCGUUAUCCAAAAGAAAAAGGUUAAGACAGAUGUGGGACAACAGAAGGCGCUUGAUAUCUAGGCGAAGCCGAGAACUACGACGAAAUUCGGUAGUAAAGGAGGAGCACCCUGGAAGAGAAGCUCUUCAACAUGUACGUACUAUAUUCGCACUGUUGCUUACAAGUGGACAUUUCCGUUUGCUUCUGUUGGACCUUUCCGAGGUUCUUCACGCCUGCGUUACCGAGAUCAUUCAGAAGGGCGCCGACGAGAUGAACGACAGGAAGGACGAUAUUUCCAGUGUGACAGUGUCGGAUGAAGGAAUAGUUGCUGAUCAUCAUAGUCCAGCACGCCGCUACGAACUACCUUCCCCAGUGUCGGACGAAGAUGAGUUUUUCGAGGCGCCAACGAAUCUGGUUGGAGAGAUCAGUGGCGAACCCAUUGAGAAUGUUUUGAAGCGGAAUCCAUUAGUCGACUCUGUAGUUAGCUCUGCAAUUCAUUACAACCGACCUCUUCAACUAUCAACGCCAACUUUCCACCGCACGUCCCAAAGCUCAUCACAUGCUGCCAUCGCAUCGGCUGCAGAGUAUGCGCCCCCCGUUCCAAACAUACCUCCAGUAUCAACUCCAGGAUCCACUCGAUCACAUCGUUCCCAUCGAUCCUUCCUUACCUUUACCGCAAAGGUGUUGCGCUCAAAAUGGGAUGCAGACGAGUCGGAGCUGGAUGCUAAACUCCAAGAAGUCGUUUCUGAGUUACGGUACCAUGACAAGUAUCGUCAGGCGAUUGCAGGGUUGAUACAGUUUGGGGAAAGAUAUGUGAGCAGACGGAAGAGCCAAUUGCAAAAGAUUAAGAGCGCUGAGAUGGAAAGGAAGUUCAAAGUCACUGGAGAGAAUGUCAAAAUUCUCAUGGAGCGCAUCACGAACACGCCGCUUUCCCCGCUGCUUGACAUUUUCUCUCGUCUCCGAAAGUCUCCAGCCUUCCCAGCUCUCGUGACCACCCUCCGCGCUUUUGUGGAAGCUGACUCCACAGUCUCCCCUGGAACGGAUCCUUAUACACCAGCAAGUAAUGAAUCUGUGCCUGAUACACAAUCCAUUGUUAAAGCUGUACGCCAAGUGUUGAAUGACCCCGACGGGAAAGAGUUCGCUUGUGAAUUGCAUAAGAUUGUGAUGGGAUUUAGGAAGGAUGAGUACAGAAAGGAAGUCGCUCUUUGGACGGAUCGGUUAUGGUCCGCCGUCUUUGGAAAGGGGUCACUAUCAUCCCGGCAUCGUCACCUCACUGCCCUUCAUAAAGACUUUAAAAAUGCCGUCCUUCCGAGCCUGUUAAUGCGAUACAAGUACAUUCCAGUGCCACCCUUUACCUUCACAGCCAGGGGAAUCGAAGUCACUGUUUUGGAUCCCAUUAUAGUCGCCACAGCUAACCUUUGCCCGGCUGAUGUGCGGGUCGGUGUUCGAUGGGGACAAGUGGAGCAAAGUACCACUGGGUUAGGCAGCGAUGGCCAUCACAACGCGAGGCCGGAAAUAGAUGCGUUGGUGAAGGGGACGCAGGUCAAAUUUGAGGGAGUCAGAUGCGUUGUUGCCUCUGUUCCCGCCAAGAAAGGUGCUGAGGGAUAUCCAUCGUCUGGAAGUUUCUUGACUCGUAUUCUGCCUUGGACAUGGUCUGGCAGUGUCGAUGGGGUGGUUGGUGGCCCAGGUUUAUCCCUAUACAUCCGUUAUGCACCACCAACGGCCACCCACACGGCUGCCAUGAAAAUCAAAGCAACGAUUCCUCCUUCACACGCUGAACUCACUUUACAUGGUCCCAUGGGAAGACUCUUGGCGCCACUAAUUAGAAAGGCAGUUUGCAGGGCUGCGGAACGGGAGUUGGAGAAGAAAAUUGCAGAUAUUCUGGAAAGCAUUUUGGGAGGUGGUUAGUGUGGCCGUGGUCGUGUGCGUGGGCUGGUAUUUUGCACAGUUAGAUAGGGUAGGUAGCGUCAAUUGCAUAGCACUUGUAUAGAUUUCACUGAUGUAAAUAGAACAAUUCUGGA